GUCGUUCUACAGGACAAGCCGCUAUGAUCGCUGCAUUCGCAUAUCCUUGUCUGGUGUUAACGUUUGUACUGUUAUUAAUUGUGUAAUUUUUACAUCCCGUUCCGGUGAAGCGUUAGUUGCAAGUCCUUAAAUUUCGACCAGAAUUCCCUGCUUACAAGAUGGGCAGGGAGGACAAGACAACGUGGAAGAGUAACUAUUUUACCAAGCUAGUGCAAUUGCUGGAUGACUAUCCCAAGUGCUUCAUCGUGGGUGCGGACAAUGUCGGCUCGAAGCAGAUGCAGCAGAUACGCAUGUCUCUGCGCGGCGCGGCAGUUGUGCUCAUGGGCAAGAACACGAUGAUGCGCAAGGCAAUCCGUGGCCACAUCGAGCGCAACCCAGCCCUCGAGAAGCUGCUGCCGCACAUCCGCGGCAACGUGGGGUUCGUGUUCACGCGCGGCGACCUGGUGGAGGUGCGGGACAAGCUGCUGGAGAACAAGGUGCGGGCCCCGGCCCGGGCGGGCGCCAUCGCCCCCUGCCCCGUCGUCAUCCCCGCCCAGAACACGGGCCUGUCUCCGGAGAAGACCUCCUUCUUCCAGGCGCUGUCCAUCCCCACCAAGAUCUCCAAGGGAACCAUCGAAAUCAUCAACGACGUGCACAUCCUGAAGGAGGGGGACAAGGUGGGGGCGAGCGACGCCACGCUGCUCAACAUGCUCAACAUCUCCCCCUUCUCGUACGGCUUGGUGGUGCAGAUGGUGUACGACUCGGGGACCAUCUUCGAGCCGGCCAUCCUCGACAUCAAGCCGGAGGACCUGCGCGUCAAGUUCCUCGAGGGAGUGGCUCGCUUGGCAGCCGUGUGCCUGUCCAUCAGCUACCCGACCAUCGCCUCGGUGCCCCACAGCAUCGUGAAUGGCUUCAAGAACCUGCUGUGUGUGGCAGCGGCCACCGACGUCCACUUCAAGGAGGCCCAGCACGUCAAGGAGUUCCUCAAGGAUCCCUCGAAGUUCGUGGCGGCGGCCGCAGCAGCAGCCCCCGUGGCGGCCGCGGCGGCCCCCGCCCCGGCCGAGGCCAAGAAGGAGGAGAAGAAGGAGGAGAGCGAGAGCGAGGAUGACGACAUGGGCUUCGGCCUCUUCGACUAGUUGCUGUGCUGUGUGCUGUACUGUACUGUCGAGCCAGACCGAUAAUAAAAGGAGUUGAACCUCCCA
Bacillus rossius redtenbacheri is the source of this 1181-nucleotide messenger RNA. It is a transcript of the gene RpLP0, whose product is annotated as large ribosomal subunit protein uL10. NCBI's taxonomy places the organism in Eukaryota, Metazoa, Arthropoda, Insecta, Phasmatodea, Bacillidae. The record is from RefSeq and is a predicted model, not a curated record. The transcript has 7 exons. Gene Ontology annotation, cellular component: cytosolic large ribosomal subunit. Gene Ontology annotation, molecular function: structural constituent of ribosome; large ribosomal subunit rRNA binding. Gene Ontology annotation, biological process: cytoplasmic translation; ribosome biogenesis; ribosomal large subunit assembly. The coding region runs from base 159 to 1115 and encodes 318 amino acids.